Messenger RNA from Chelonus insularis, 1892 nucleotides. RefSeq names its product major facilitator superfamily transporter 3 (gene MFS3). The coding region runs from base 301 to 1821 and encodes 506 amino acids. Gene Ontology annotation, biological process: monoatomic anion transport; transmembrane transport. Gene Ontology annotation, molecular function: transmembrane transporter activity. Gene Ontology annotation, cellular component: membrane. NCBI's taxonomy places the organism in Eukaryota, Metazoa, Arthropoda, Insecta, Hymenoptera, Braconidae. The record is from RefSeq and is a predicted model, not a curated record. The transcript has 7 exons.
GCUCGUGCCCGGCAAUGUAUGUACAAAUCUCCAAAAACUCCAACAAGUUCUCAUUCACAAUUCGUUCCUUACCUUUAAGGAGAACGAAGUAGAACGUUUCAAUAAACAGACUCGUUACUAUAAAAUAAACUUAAAAAUUCAAUAGAAUUCCAAUAAACUAAAAGUGUUGAUUGAUUUAUUUUCAAAAUAUUAUGUAAAAGUUUUACUGGGGUAAUUGUACAUGAAAGUGAUUAUAUUCAAUUUUACCGCUAAUUUUCUUGUAUUGUAUUAAAUAUAGUAUUUGUUUAUAAAUAUUCAAUUAUGGCAAUUGGAAGAGCACCAGAAAGUCCUCCAGUAUCUUUAAGAUCCGGGUUUCCCAUCCGGUAUGUUAUGGCUAUCCUAGGAUCUAUAGGAUUAGCUAUAAUUUAUGGGUUUAAGGUCAAUGUCAGCAUAGCAAUUAUAGCUAUGGUCAAUCAUACAGCAAUAAAACUCCAGAAAAAUCUCAACAAUAGCAGUGAUGCAAUAACUAACAAUAGUGACGAUCACGCUGAUGAUAACAUCCAAGAAGAUGGUCCGUUUGUGUGGGACAAGUACAUGCAGGGAAUUAUUUUGGCUAUUUAUUUUGGGGGAUACUUAGUCUCAUUGAUGCCAGGCGGAAGGAUGUCUGAACGAUUAUCUGCGAAAUGGGUGAUGAAUGGUGCUGUUCUUUUAAACGUUGUAGCAACACUUUUAUCACCGAUAUCAGCAUAUGGACACUUUUGGUUGUUUGUCUUCAUGAGAUUCUUGCAAGGAAUUGGCGGAGGUGUCAGUUUUCCAGCAAUGCAUGUAAUGGUAUCAAAAUGGGCACCACCCGCUGAAAGAAGUAUUUUAGUAUCAAUAAUAUAUGCAGGAACAGCACUAGGAACAGUUAUUGCAACGUUAUUGUCAGGAAUAAUAGCUGCAAGCAUGAGUUGGGAAUGGGUAUUUUACAUUGAAGGAAUUCUUUGUCUCUUCUGGUGUACUGCAUGGUGGAUAAUGAUUGAAGACUCUCCGGAAGAGCAGCAAAGAUUUAUUACUCGUGCGGAAAAAGAUUAUAUCUUAAAGUCUUUAAAUGAAGAUAAUGAUUCCAAUCAUCAACAUGAUCAUCAUCAAAACCUACCAGUUCCUUGGGGACAAAUAUUUAAAUCUCGAGCUUUUUUAGCUAUUUUAAUUGCUCACUUCUGCAGUAAUUGUGGGUGGUAUAUGAUGCUAACUCAAUUACCAUCUUAUAUGAAGCAAGUGCUCAAUUUUAAUUUAAAAUCGAACGCUACUCUUUCUUCUUUGCCAUAUUUAUGCAUGUGGCUAUUCACAAUGGCACUCAGUAAAGUUCUCACAAUAAUGGAGCAAAAAAAACUAAUAUCGGUAACUUUGUCUAGAAAGAUUGGAACUUUUAUUUCAUCUGUUAUACCUCUGUGCUGCUUACUCAUAGUAGCAUUUGCUGGAACCGAUCGUACAAUUGCAGUAUCAUUUAUGACUCUAGGAGUAGCCUGUAUGGGAGGAAUGUACUCUGGUUUCUUAGCAAAUCAUAUUGACAUUGCUCCUAAUUUUGCUGGUACUCUUGUUGCUAUCACUAAUAGCUUUGCAACGAUACCAGGAAUUGCGGUGCCAUUAAUUGUAGGAUACAUCACAAAAUUAGAUCCCUCGAUCUCAACAUGGAGAAUGAUCUUUUUCGUAACAGCUGCUAUAUUCUUCGUAGAAAUUAUAGUCUACUGGAUCUUCGGUACUGCGAAACAACAACCCUGGAAUGAAGUACAAACAACAUUAGAAGGAUCUCGUGAUCAAACUUUACCUCUUCAAGAGAAAACUGAGAAGAAUGGAAAUUGAAAAAUCCUAAAAUACUACUUUAACUUUAACAUAAACUAAAUUUAAGUUAAUUAAAUUAAUUUAAAUAUAAA